Messenger RNA from Lagenorhynchus albirostris (white-beaked dolphin), 873 nucleotides. RefSeq lists its product as uncharacterized. The transcript is spliced from 6 exons. The coding region runs from base 28 to 873 and encodes 281 amino acids. NCBI's taxonomy places the organism in Eukaryota, Metazoa, Chordata, Mammalia, Artiodactyla, Delphinidae. The record is from RefSeq and is a predicted model, not a curated record.
AAGAGUGUGUUCAGAAUUCUUUUGGCUAUGAAAAGGAGGGGCAAUUCUUUCAAGGAGUUUUAUAGAGUGAAGAAAAGGAAUAUGUCAUCACCUGGAGAGGAAAAUGAGAGGCUGCAACCCCAGAAAAGGUUCAAGGCAGAAAGAGGAACGGAGGAGGCUGAUGGAGAUGGUGGAAUGCUGUGUUCUGGGAAGUAUCACCUUUCCUGUUUUUGUGUUCGAAAACCUCAAAGAACCAGGCAGAGGCAAUGGCCCUCAGCUCGACAACACCUGAAGGCCCAGCCGCACUGGGAGCUGGCAGGAACCCUUCCGAUUAUCCUCCCAUUUCGCUGUGGAAGGGGCAUGGGGAGUACCUGUUAUUGGAAUUCUGCUUGGAAGCAUAAGGAAGUAGGCAUGAAGGCUGUGUGUAGGCUCAUGGCCUUGGAGUUUUCAGCAACUGUAACCCCGGGCGUGUGGCUCACCCCAGAGCACAGCCUUCCCACUGCAGUGUUUCCUAGUCCCACAUUCUUGACGUCUGAGUUACUCUCCUGUCAAAGUGUGACACUGAGCCAUGUGCUAGAAUCAUAUACCUCCCUCUCAAAAUAUUUGACCAACAAAAUGGGAUUAAAGUUGUGUUGGCAAAGGGAGGUGAUUUCUUACUCAGCAGUGCUUUGUGUGUUGCUGGAAGAACUGAAUGCUGCAUUUGUGAAAAGCCACGAAAAAUUAGGCUCAACAAUGCAACAGCCUGAAAAGGAGAUUCAGGAAGACACGUUCACCCUGAGCCCUGAUUACCCCGAUUUGACAAAUCAUGAAUUCUCAUUUGAAGUUUUGACCAAAGAGAGGGUGUUGGAACAGUUCAGUUCAGCUGUCUACAAAGUUAUGAUCAACCUACUAUAA